Dujonia railenensis is the source of this 1149-nucleotide messenger RNA. The record is from the annotation of a GenBank genome assembly. Lineage: Eukaryota; Fungi; Ascomycota; Pichiomycetes; Serinales; Debaryomycetaceae.
AUGACAACGCACGUUUUCAACAAAGUAUCUGUGACGCCGUCUCAGGUUGUCAACUGUUCGUAUUCCAACUGGCUGCGGUUGUUCCCGAAGUUUGUGACCAAAUCUAAGGUCUUCUCUCCGCUACCAAAGGCUUUCUUGGAAUAUUUGGAAUCUGACAGUAUAAUCUUGCACGAUGAUGGAGACUUGAAAGUGGUUAUUAACAGUGAUAAUGACUACAGUGAGUGGGAAAGUGAAGAUUCAGAAGAUGAAGUUGAGAAGGAUAACCAGAAAGGUGAAUACAACAAAGGUUUGCUGAAGGAUCAGCCUACAGUGAAUAAAAGUAAAGUGCAGCAUAAAAAUCCAAUAGCAGGAUUUGAAAAAUUACACAACGACAUAAAUUUGGCAAUUAAAGAGCUAGGCGGUAGCAUAACACCAAAAUUGAAUUGGUCAUCUCCGAAGGAUGCCAAGUGGAUAUUGCCCAAUAGCACCACUAGGUGCUUUAAUGCAAAUGAUGUGUACUUAUUGUUGAACUCUUCAGACCACAUCGUUCAUGAUUUGGACCAUGCAUUUGAUGAUUGUUACAAUGAUGGACUGCAUGUAGACCAACCAUCGAAAGAAAGAAAAAUUAACAUGGAGCUAGUUUUAAGAGAAUGGGUAGAUAUCAACCCUGCCUUGGAAUUUAGGGUAUUUGUUAAAAGGAACCAGAUUAUCGGGAUAUCUCAACGAGAUUUAAACUACUAUGAUUACUUGGACUCUUUGAAGACGGAACUAGGUAGCAAGAUUACUAGUUUCUGUAAAGAUCACGUGAUUGGGAUUUUUCCGGAUGCCGAUUUUAUUAUCGACUUGUACGUACCAAGACCGUUUACUAAAGUGUGGAUAGUGGAUAUAAAUACGUUUUCCAGGUCUACAGACCUGUUGCUAUUCACGUGGCACGAGUUGACGGAAGUGCAAGAAAAGAUUGAAGCAAUAGCUACGGAAGAGGAGGUGGACUUUAGAUUGGUCACUGAGCAUAAUGUGGGUAGAUUCGCAGCCAAGGAACACAGCGAGAACUAUGUGCCGAGAGAUAUAGUUGAUGCUAGCUUGGAUUCGCUGGCUAUGGCAAACUUAGCGAGAGAAUGGAAUAAGUUGAGCUACAGUGACGACAGCGGUAGUGACGAUGAAGUGAACUAG